AUGGCAUCAAACUCCUCCAACCAAUCCGACUUUGAGGACAGGGACCUGACUCAAAGAGACCCCCAGGAGGAGGAAAACCCGGAGAAGUGCGACAGGGAUGACCCGAGGAUGGGAGAGUAUGAACCCACCGGAUCAGCUUGUCCCGGACCCCCCUCGGCACACAUGUGGGGUCCCCCAGCUCACUGGAUGUCAAGUGGUCACCCUUAUGAUGAGAGGACUGUGUGGAACCCCAAGUUCUGUGUGGUCACCGACAGUCAGAUGCUGCUCCUGGACAAAGAGGAGAUCCAUCCUUUGUUGUUGCAGGAGAGGAGGUCAGAGUCGUGUCAGGUUCGGCUUCUACGACGCACCAUCAGCGUCCCCGUGGAAACCAACUUCCACAGCCCAGAGUUCCACAGCCAGCUGUCCACUGAAAGCGUGUCGAACUAA
Molecule: messenger RNA, 426 nt
Organism: Oncorhynchus tshawytscha (Chinook salmon)
Lineage: Eukaryota; Metazoa; Chordata; Actinopteri; Salmoniformes; Salmonidae
Product: ras/Rap GTPase-activating protein SynGAP-like
Exons: 6
Coding region: 1-426 (141 amino acids)
Source: RefSeq, a predicted model, not a curated record